Messenger RNA from Solea solea (common sole), 2038 nucleotides. RefSeq names its product dynein, axonemal, intermediate chain 2b (gene dnai2b). Bases 175 to 1956 code for a protein of 593 amino acids. Gene Ontology annotation, cellular component: outer dynein arm. Lineage: Eukaryota; Metazoa; Chordata; Actinopteri; Pleuronectiformes; Soleidae. The transcript is spliced from 13 exons. Gene Ontology annotation, molecular function: dynein light chain binding; dynein heavy chain binding. The record is from RefSeq and is a predicted model, not a curated record. Gene Ontology annotation, biological process: cilium movement; outer dynein arm assembly.
GACUUCUCACGUGAGUUUUCUCAGCUUCUGUGGACUCGGACGUCACGAGAGGGGCCGUGGUUUAUAAUCGUUUCUUCAUAACAAAUUUCCUCUGUUGCCAGGACACGGGUACGCCCCGUCCCCGACCCGUUGCUAGGAUACAGACGCAGACAAACGGUCCCGUCACCUCGGACCAUGGAGAUUGUGCACGUGUACACGAAGCUCCGCGCGCACUUCGGCCGUCAGUGUGUGUUCACGGACCGGCCCGCGGACCUGCUGGUGGACGUUCAGCCGGAUCCCUGCGUCACGGAGAGAUUUAUCCUCCGCAGACCCCGAGAGGGGGCGCUGCAGGUCUGCAGGGACAUGUCCGAGCACCAGGUGAACACAGAACGUUUCGAGUCCAGCAGCUGUGGACUGAACCAUGUGGAGGGGGGGUGGCCUAAAGACAUCAACCCCGCCGAGAUGGAACAAACCAUUCGCUUCAGGAAGAAGGUGGAGAAGGACGAGGGCUACAUCAACAGCAUCCUGCAGCUGGGCAGUGUGAUGGAGCACUGCAGCAGACAGAACAACAGCACAGACCUUUACCAGGACUACUUUGAGGACGAGGACCAAGAGGACGAGAGUCAGGAGACCACGUUCGCCAAAACCAUCAAUGUCUUCAGAGAUCCUAAUGAGGUCAAACGUAUGGUCACCGGUCUGUCCUGGCACCCGGACAGCGGCAGGAAACUGGCCGCCGCCUACUCCUGCCUGGAGUUCCAGAGAAGCAGCAAAGACGUGAGCGUGGACUCGUAUAUCUGGGACAUUGAGAACCCGAAUAGACCAGAGAUGGCGCUGAAGCCGACGUCUCCACUCGUCUGUCUGGACUAUAAUCCCAAAGACUCGCACACUCUGGUGGGUGGAAGCUACAACGGACAGAUCGCGUACUGGGACACCCGGAGAGGAGGCCACCCGGUGGAGUUUUCCUCUGUGGAGCAGAGUCACAGAGACCCAGUCUACAAAAUCAUCUGGCUUCAGUCCAAGACUGGGACAGACGCGUUCUCUGCAUCCACCGACGGACAGGUUUUAUGGUGGGACAUCCGUAAGAUGAGUGAGCCCACAGAGCGUCUGGUUCUGGACCUGGGCAGGGAGGGGAACCUGGACCGAGCUUUAGGAGCCAUCUCUCUGGAGUUUGAAGCCACGAUGCCGACUAAGUUGAUGGUGGGGACGGAGCAGGGCGUGGUCGUCUCCUGUAACAGGAAAGCAAAGACUCCGGCCGAGAAGAUCGUCUGUACGUACGACGGUCACCAUGGACCCGUCCACGCCCUGCAGAGGAACCCAUUCUUCCCCAAAAACUUCCUGACCGUGGGGGACUGGACCGCCCGGAUCUGGUCUGAGGACAUCAAGGAAUCGUCCAUCAUGUGGACCAAAUAUCAGAUGUCCUUCCUGAUGGACGCGUGCUGGAGUCCAGUCCGACCGUCCGUCUUCUUCACGGUGAAGAUGGACGGCGUGUUGGACGCCUGGGACGUCCUGCUGAAACAGAACGACCCGGCGCUCAGUGUCAAGGUGUGUGACGAGGCUCUGUUCAGUCUCAGUGUUCACCAUCACGGACGCUUGGUGGCGUGCGGUUCUCAGCAAGGUGGAGCCACGCUGCUGGAGGUGUGUCCCGGUCUGUCCACCGUCCAGAAGAACGAGAAGAGUCUGCUGGCUGCGAUGUUUGAGCGUGAGACGAAGCGUGAGAAAAUCCUGGAGGCUCGACAGAAGGAGCUCCGUCUGAAGGAGAGGAGUCGCUCGGCACAGAGCCGAGAGGAGGAGGUCACAGGUCGGGAGGAGGGGGAGGAGACUCCCGAUCAGCUGAUCCUCAACACCGAGAACAACUUCUUCAAUAUGGUGGAGGCGGAGCUAAGGAGGAGGAGGGAGAGGGAGGAGAAAGAAAACCAGGAAAAAGACGUUUGUGAAGAAAAAGAAGUGAAAGACGACCAAGAAACUUCAGAGUUUUAAUGUGGAACAAAACCUGGAUCUGGUGCAGUUUUCACGCUUGAUCAAGAUAAAAAAAAAAAAAAACUUCAAAUGUCCAACUUUA